Messenger RNA from Nakaseomyces glabratus, 366 nucleotides. It is a transcript of the gene ADF1, whose product is annotated as Adf1p. Lineage: Eukaryota; Fungi; Ascomycota; Saccharomycetes; Saccharomycetales; Saccharomycetaceae. The record is from RefSeq and is a predicted model, not a curated record.
AUGAGCAAGAAACAAAGCACUAAAACAUCGAAGACAAGUAAAACAUUUAGUUCGAGAUCAAAGAGCUCUGUACCGAAAAAGACUGGUGUUAAUAAAAUCAGUGCAUCUGAAAGAAAGAAAUCUAAAAUAUUGACUGCUAGACUCAACAAGGAUGCAGAUGUUGCUGAAUUAAAGAUAAUUCAGGAACUGAAUGAUAACAAAAUUGCUGAAGAGCCUAAGAAAAGGCAAACAGCUUUAGAUAUGAACUGUUUAGUCAAAGACCAAAAGAGAGACAAGAAAGUACGAGAACAUAUUGAAAAAAUAAACUCUGAAACAAAUUCAGACAUGUUAAAACAACUAGAAUUGAUGUCAGGUUUUUCUCUGUGA